ACUCUCAUUCAGUUCCAAAUCGUGGGCAAAGGGAAGAGCUACAACAUGGGAAGAUCAACGCUCUGUUUUCUGAUUUCAUUUGCCCUGCUGGCUUACUACCUCUACACGCCCCUUCCUGACAAUACUGAAGAAACUUGGAAACUGAUAGUCAUUCAUAAUGGUUUUAAGACUAUGCAGUAUCUGGCUACAUUAACUGAAAUACUGGGGCUUGCCCAUUAUAUGGAUGUUAUUAAUGCAGUCACAAACCAAGGAAACGUGGGCCCGAUAUCAGAUGAAAAUAUCACUGUGACAGAUACGACAUUUAAUGGCAUUCCAGUUCGUUUAUACAUGCCAAAAAGGAAAUCUGAUACCCUGAAAAGGGGAGUGUUCUUCAUUCAUGGUGGUGGUUGGUGUAUAGGAGAUAAAGCCAUGAAGAACUAUGAUUUGAUCUCAAGACGGACAGCGAACCAGCUUGAUGCUGUGGUUGUAUCAACCAAUUAUAGGCUAGCACCUAAAUAUCAUUUUCCAGUUCAAUUUGAAGACGUUUAUACUGCUGUGAGAUGGUUUUUACGAGGUCAAAUUCUUGAAAAGUAUGGAGUGGAUCCAAGCCGGAUUUGCAUUUCCGGAGACAGUGCCGGAGGGAAUUUAGCUGCUGCUGUGAACCAGCAGCUGCUAGACGACCCAGAUGUCAAGAUUAAAAUCAAGAUACAGUCUUUAUUUUACCCCGUGCUUCAGUCCCUUGAUAUGGAUUUACCAUCCUACCGGGAAAAUGAACACAUGCCUAUUCUGAAAAAAUCAUUCAUGGUCAGACUAUGGAGUGAAUACUUUACCACAGACAGAGCCCUAGAAGAAGCGAUGAGAUCCAAUCGGCACGUACCCGUGGAUUCAAGUCAUCUGUUCAAGUUCGUGAAUUGGAGUGCUUUGCUUCCGGAGAAGUUUAAGAAAGGUCACAUUUACAAUAGCCCGAUUCCAGGAACUCCUGAUUUAGCCAAGAAAUACCCAGGAUAUCUAGAUGUGAGAGCAUCCCCGCUCUUGGCUGCCGACGCAAAGUUACGCCGCCUACCCCUCACUUACAUCAUGACCUGUCAGCAUGAUGUCUUAAGGGACGACGGCCUCAUGUACGUCUCUCGACUCAGACAAGCGGGGGUCCAAGUGGUGCAUGAGCACAUUGAAAACGGAUUCCAUGGAAUUCUGUCUUUCAUCAGUUUUCCAACUGAUUUAAAUGUAGGCCACCGAGUAGGAAAUGAAUACAACUCUUGGCUGAAGGAGAAUUUAUAGGACAAGCUCUGAUUGGGUCAGGCCAGUGAUCCAACCAGCCCAGGAUUCUGCAGCUGGCAGUGGCAACAGAACACUUGGAAGAACCUUAUAAUAUUCAUUCUUAAAAUUUGGAUACCCUCUUGUUACCCAAGAAGCGUUAUCUACCAUUAUUUACCUCUUUUCAAGCUUUACAACAUCUCUAACAUUUUCUCUGUCAUCCUUAACCCUCCCUCCAACGACUCGUUAUGGACAUGUGGGCCACAAAUUUUACCCGAAUCUUUUUUUGAACAUAUUGAUAUUAGUUUUUUGUUUUUUCAAUGUCAUUUGCCCAGUGCCAUUUUACAUUUUCCAGACUGUGAGCUCCUUUUAGGCAGGGAAGGUGUCUACCGACUCCGGUGUAUUGUACUUUCCCAAGCACUUAGUAUACUGCUUCACACACAGUAAGCACUCAAGUAAAUGCCAUUGAUUGAUAUGCAGAUUGAUUGAUUUUGCCUGCACAAUUUCUUGGAGUAAUAAAAUCUCCUGUCUUUUUGAGCCAAUGAA
Messenger RNA from Ornithorhynchus anatinus (platypus), 1779 nucleotides. RefSeq names its product arylacetamide deacetylase (gene AADAC). The record is from RefSeq and is a predicted model, not a curated record. Gene Ontology annotation, cellular component: membrane. Gene Ontology annotation, molecular function: carboxylic ester hydrolase activity. Bases 46 to 1257 code for a protein of 403 amino acids. Lineage: Eukaryota; Metazoa; Chordata; Mammalia; Monotremata; Ornithorhynchidae. The transcript is spliced from 5 exons.